AUGGCUGGAGGUGGCGAUGAAGAUGACAUCGAGUCAUUUGAUAUAAGCGAUAACCAGAGCGUGCAGCGGGCAUCGCUGGAUGAUGAGGAUUUCCUCGGUUCGCAGGUCCGCAAUGGCCCCGACAAUGCCGGCGGCGUGUGGAGAAAGUUGAAGAUUUGGUGGUAUAGGAGGAGUUUGAGGCUACCGAAUACGGGGAGCUUCAAGUGGCAGGAGAGAAGCAUACCACUGUAUGAUAUGGAUCGCACUGGCAUCGCGGUCGGCGGAACUGAGGAAGAAGGCGCCACCGAUAUGGGAAGAGCCAGCUGGUCGAAGCGUGUACCGUGGAGACGUGUGGUGUCGAUUAUUCUGGCUUUGAGUCUCGUGGGAAUUGCAGCUUCGUUGUUGGUAAGCAUCGCAAAGACAAAAAGUGGCCAGGGGCUGCUUAGUCACAGAUUCGAUCCCUACAUCAAAUAUAACAACGGGACGCACGAUUUCUAUCCGCUCACUGUUAUGGUGUCCUUGGACGGGUUCCACCCAUCAUUAAUCUCGAAAAAGUUCACUCCUUUCUUAUACGGGCUAUACACAUUGUCAUACGCCGAGAAUAUUACCGCGGCGCCUUAUAUGUUGCCUUGUUUCCCGACGCAAACUUUCCCUAAUCAUUGGAGCAUUGUCACUGGUAAGUACCCGAGAGAUCAUCGCAUUGUUUCGAAUUUUUUCUACGACUCCACAGUAGACAAGGAGUUUUCACCGGGGAAUGUUGAUCCGUUGUUAUGGGCGAAUUCAAGCGAGCCAAUCUGGCAGGUGCUCCAAACUGCAUUCUCUCAUGGUGGGGACGAUGUGGAUUGGCCAUUUAAGGUCGCAACUCAUAUGUGGCCAGGAAGUGACGUAAAUUUCAGUUCAGUUCCCAGCGUACCCAAGGAGAGAAUGCCUUUUUAUUCUGAUGAGUUCGAUCUGGAUGAAUCAUUGGAUGACAAGCUUGGUAGUAUUGUUAAAUUCAUGGAUAUGGAUUCCUUAGAUUCCAGGCCACAAUUCAUAUUGAGUUAUGUGCCGCAAAUUGAUUCAUUUGGUCAUAAGCAUGGAUAUCCAAUAAACUCUCAACAAGAAUAUCAUCAGUUAUUUGCUAAAGAACUUGAAAAAGUUGAUAAUUUUGUCAAAAACUUAACAGAAUCGAUUGAGACUAGAAAUAUACAAAACUUUACCAACUUAAUCAUUGUUAGUGAUCACGGUAUGAGCAAUAUAGAGUUUCCCAAAAACGUACUAAUAUGGGAGGAUCUGAUAGAUGAUAAAUUCAAUACCAAGAGAUUACAAAAUGUUUACAAUGAAGGUCCAAUGUUGGCAAUCACCACAGUUGAAAGAGAUGACAUAAAUGAAUUGAAAAGAGUAGUACAGAACAGUCUCAAUGAAUUGGAGAUUGAAAUUGGUUCAAAAUUCAAAAUUUUCUUGAACGGUAAUUUUCCAGAUAGUUUUAACUUCGAUAAUUUGGACGAGCCAAGAAUUGCACCAAUAUGGAUUAUACCAGAACCAGGAUAUGCAAUAAUGACAAAGAAAAACUUUAAAAAUACCGGUAAAAGAAAAGAUAAAAAAGUUAUCGGUUCACAUGGAUAUAAUAACUCCGUGCCUGAAAUGAGAUCAGCAUUUAUUGGUAUGGGACCAUUUUUCACAAAAGGAUACGUUAAACCAUUUGAGAACAUUGAAAUUUUUGAUAUGAUUUUAGAUAUAUUUGGCGUCUCAAACAAUGAUAGAUUCGGCGAUAAUGAAGAUACGUUCUUUUACAAAAACUUUUUACGCAAUGAUACAAUAGAGACGAAUGUUGAAUACUUAAAGAAAAUUUAUGGCAGUGACAAUGCCUAUAACGAGCUAUGGGGUGAUGGUACGAUGAUGACAGAAACAAGUACAAGUACAAGUACAAGCACAACUGCAACAACUGGUGCAAGCAGUUCAGUUCGUGCAACGCAGACAAGCCCGAGCAGCUCGAGCAGUACAACAUCGAUGGGUCUCAGUACUGUGAUUAGUACAAACAGGAUAUCCAGUGCGAGCCUUACAAGCAGUGCGAGCCUUACAAGCAGUGCAAGCAGUGCAAGCGAAACAAAGGCGGGUAACUGGUUAGAAGAUAUUCUUGAAGACACAAAGGAUAUAAUUGAUGAAAUAAUUGAUGAUAUUGAAGAUAUAGUUAAAGGAGAUAAUAAUACAUAA
This is a messenger RNA of Zygotorulaspora mrakii, 2172 nucleotides long. RefSeq names its product alkaline phosphatase family protein. Bases 1 to 2172 code for a protein of 723 amino acids. Gene Ontology annotation, biological process: nucleoside triphosphate metabolic process. Lineage: Eukaryota; Fungi; Ascomycota; Saccharomycetes; Saccharomycetales; Saccharomycetaceae. The transcript has a single exon. The record is from RefSeq and is a predicted model, not a curated record. Gene Ontology annotation, molecular function: nucleoside triphosphate diphosphatase activity; ribonucleoside triphosphate phosphatase activity.